UUUUUUGACGUACCAGAACACCAUCCAUAUAAAAUUAGCUUAUAUCGAUCGUGUGAGAUCCCUUAAUCCGAGAACACCAUCCGUGAAUUUGUGAUGAAUUAUGAGAGCCAAUUUCCUUGGUGGAGCGCCGCAAGAGAAUGAAUACAAGUCAAAGACAGUGACAUUAACCGCACCGCACGCACCCUGGCUCGUAAACGGCUCGCAUCGCCGAGCCAAGUAAAUAAUCAAAGCAUCCGUUUUGCCACGUCAUUUCAUCACUUCAUUUAUUAAUCAUUUUUUUAUUAACUUGUCUCCAUUCUCUUUCUGUCAACAAAAAUCAAUGGAAUAUUUGCACCUCAACGAACAAACGACAUCGCCGUUUCACUCUUCUCUUCUCCUUCCCCCGUAGUUUUGAUUGUGAAAUGAAUCAUAACGUUGAGUAGUUGGAAUUGAGAAUUGAAGAGGGGAAUGAACAAUGUCUACUAAGAGUGAACACCAAACGGUUCCUCUUUCGGUUUUUUUGAAACGUGAAUUGAUGAUUGAGAAAAUUGAGAAACCUGAGAUUGUUCAUGGUCAAGCUUUUCAAAGCAAGAAAGGAGAGGAUUUCACCUUGCUAAAGACCGAGUGCCAGAGGAUGAUGGGUGAUGGGGUCUAUACUUAUUCCGUUUUUGGGCUAUUUGAUGGGCACAGUGGAUCUGCUGCUGCUAUUUAUUCUAAGGAGAAUCUUCUGAACAAUGUUUUAAGUGCAAUUCCUCCAGAUCUUAACAGAGAUGAGUGGUUAGCAGCGUUGCCUAGAGCUUUGGUUGCAGGCUUUGUAAAAACUGAUAAAGAUUUUCAACAGAAAGGACAAAAAUCAGGAACAACUGUUACCUUUGUCAUUAUCGAAGGAUGGGUUGUAACAGUUGCAUCAGUUGGCGAUUCCCGUUGCGUACUAGAAUCUUCUGAAGGUGGGAUUUAUUACUUGUCAGCAGAUCAUCGGCUAGAAACAAAUGAAGAGGAGAGGGUUCGUAUCACUUCUAGUGGGGGCGAGGUUGGCCGUUUAAAUACAGGGGGAGGAGCAGAGGUUGGUCCUUUGAGAUGUUGGCCUGGUGGCUUGUGCCUUUCACGAUCUAUCGGAGAUAUGGAUAUUGGUGAAUUUGUUGUCCCUGUACCAUAUGUAAAACAAGUGAAGCUGUCCACUGGUGGAGGUCGGCUUGUUAUCUGCAGUGAUGGUGUUUGGGAUGCUUUACCUGCAGAAGUGGCCCUUGAUUGUUGCCGUGGCAUGUCAGCGGAGUCUGCUGCACCACUGAUUGUAAAAGAAGCUUUACAAGCAAAGGGGCUUAGAGAUGAUACAACCUGUAUCGUUGUUGAUAUAUUACCUCAGGAGAAGCCACCUGCUCCUGUGCCACAUCAAAAGAAGCCAGCAGUAAAAGGAAUGCUCAAGGCAAUGUUUCGUAAAAAGACUUCUGAAUCAUCUUAUAUUGACAAAGAAUACUUGGAGCCAGAUGUAGUAGUGGAGCUGUAUGAGGAAGGCUCUGCUAUGCUCUCAGAGAGGUUGGAUACAAAAUAUCCACUCUGCAACAUGUUCAAGUUGUUCAUAUGUGCAGUAUGUCAAGUAGAAAUAAAACCCGGAGAGGGUAUUUCAGUACACGAGGGUGCAUCCAACCCUCGAAAAUUGCGCCCUUGGGAUGGACCUUUCCUUUGCUUUAGUUGCCGGGAGAAGAAAGAAGCCAUGGAAGGGAAAAGAUCUCUAGAUAGACUUAGCAGCGGAAGUGACGAAUGAACUCUCAUGUAUAUUUGCAUUUUGUGAGAGUGAUCAAAAUUGUUCAUAUAUGACGACGGAAAGUUCAAACCUCCUAGCAACAUUGACUCCCUUGUAUUAUCACGGGCUUUAUGGAUCUAUUUUGGAAUGCCUCAUGAAAAUACAUAUGAAAACCAACAGCAGCUUGGUAGAAGAAUUCUAACUUGGAAAGUAUGGAAUGGCAACCAUCCAAGUGUACGUUGUGAAAGGUUGAGUUAUAAGUGGCAGUGCACACAACAGGAGGAAAUGGGAGUUUAUUCAUUCUUUUUUACAUAUUUCUUUUUCUGGGAUCCGUUUAUUGUAUAUAUAUGUGGAUCCUUCGGAAUCACAUUUAUAUAGACCUUUAAUGAAAGUGGUCUUCUACAAUUUGUAAUGUGAUAUAGGGAGUUUAAUUACUAUCCAUAGAUCAAUUAUUCUGUAGAGUAGAUGUGUGUGUACCUUUUGAAAGAAAAUGAAGGGAUUUCCAACUUGACUUGAAAA
Molecule: messenger RNA, 2239 nt
Organism: Cicer arietinum (chickpea)
Lineage: Eukaryota; Viridiplantae; Streptophyta; Magnoliopsida; Fabales; Fabaceae
Product: probable protein phosphatase 2C 12
Biological process (GO): protein dephosphorylation
Molecular function (GO): protein serine/threonine phosphatase activity
Source: RefSeq, a predicted model, not a curated record